This is a messenger RNA of Rattus rattus (black rat), 348 nucleotides long. RefSeq names its product cytochrome c oxidase subunit 6B1-like. The transcript has a single exon. The coding region runs from base 1 to 348 and encodes 115 amino acids. NCBI's taxonomy places the organism in Eukaryota, Metazoa, Chordata, Mammalia, Rodentia, Muridae. Gene Ontology annotation, cellular component: mitochondrial inner membrane; respiratory chain complex IV; mitochondrion. The record is from RefSeq and is a predicted model, not a curated record.
AUGGCUGAAGAUAUCAAGACUAAAGUCAAGAACUACAAAACCGCCCCCUUUGAGAGCCGCUUCCCAAACCAGAACCAGGCUAGGAACUGCUGGCAGAACUACCUGGACUUCCACCGCUGUGAGAAGGCAAUGACUGCAAAGCGGGGUGAUGUCUCCAUGUGUGAGUGGUACCAGCGUGUGUACAAGUCCCUCUGCUCCAUAUCAUGGGUCUCAGCCUGGGAUGACUGCAGAGCAGAAGGCACAUGGGAACAUCUGACCCGGCUCCGCCCACCUCUCCUCUGCUCUUUGACCUCCAUGGAUAGAAAAGGGGGACCUCAGUAUAUGAUGGUCCCUACCCUGGGACCCUGA